Messenger RNA from Ogataea philodendri, 453 nucleotides. RefSeq lists its product as uncharacterized. NCBI's taxonomy places the organism in Eukaryota, Fungi, Ascomycota, Pichiomycetes, Pichiales, Pichiaceae. The coding region runs from base 1 to 453 and encodes 150 amino acids. The record is from RefSeq and is a predicted model, not a curated record. The transcript has a single exon.
AUGUUUGGAUCGUCGUCCGGAGCAUACACGUUUUGGAUGUACGAGGAGGCCAAUGGGUCUUCCAUAAUAACUGUGAACUUGAUCUUUCCAGCAAUGGCAUCAUCCAGCUUCUUGAAAAACGUCUCCCAAUUAGACUUGGUUUCCGGUGCCAUCGAGUCAGACGUUUCCUGGAACACUCUCGAGUGCAACUCUUCUCUCACCUGGCGCAACAAUCCUUCCAAAGUGGUGAAUCUUCCGCCCAACGUUCCUGGGGUCAGAUCAAGGUUGAGCUCUGGGAUUUUCAUACCACACGUCUCGGACUUCAAGAUGUCUCUGCCGAGAUCCUCUGGGUCGUCACAGUACAACUCAACACGCUUUCCCUUGUCUGGGACAGCACCUCCUGUCUUGACCUCAUUCGACUUGUAUCCACACCGUUCGCAGGUGGUGGACAUAAUGAUCACGUCUUUAAAAUGA